GAAAGUUUCCUUCCUCCCUGAGGGCAGUGUCCAUGGACACGGUCGGUCGCACAACUUUUACUUGAGCAGCUAUUAUGAUAUAAUGUAUAAGAACUGAUAUCAACAAGUCGGUGCAAAGACAUUGCGGUUGAACUGUGAGCUUGUCCUGCUUGUCCAGUCAGGUAGCCAGCCAGCCACGCGAAGAGACGCGAAAAAAGAGCGAGAUUCUAGCGGGUUUUUACAGGCCUGUUCGCUUUCGGUCAACUGUCGGCCUCAAGCUAACUCUACAAAAAAAGGGUCGCGGCAUCGACAAUUGAGAAUAGACUCCAACAAUAAAGAUUCUAGAUCAAACAAUUUCUCAAGUGAAACAAUCUAUCUCGACCUUUUCCAAUCUUCCAGACGCCGAUUCACCCGCCAUCAUGUCUUCACCAAAGACAGUCGCUUUCUUGGGCGCUAGCACAGGCGUAGGCCUCUCAGCGCUCAAACAUACACUGGCUGCAGGGCAUAACUGCGUUGCAUUAUGCCGAGUUCCAUCAAAACUCGAGGCUCAUGUCUCCCCAAAAAACCAUGCCAAUCUACGGGUUGUUGAGGGCAACGCCCACGAUAUCAAGGCAGUCGCUUCUUGUCUGAAGAAGGACGAUGGCUCAAUAAUUGAUGCGAUUGUCUCUACAAUCGGUGGCAAGCCCAUCAUUCACAAACUGGCAAUUGAUGAUCCCAACUGUUGUCGGGUGGGCAUGGCUGUCCUUCUCGACGCUCUCGCGCAAAUACGUGCAGAGGGUGCCGUUGGAAGACCUCAUAUCACCGUCUUUAGCACCACUGGCAUGUCAGACUUUGGACGCGAUUAUCCCCUUCUGCUAUAUCCGAUAUACGCGAUUGCUCUAAAGGUCCCGCACGAAGACAAAAAGAUCAUGGAGACCAAAUUGGCCGACAGUGGUGAGGACUUCACCAUCGUGCGGGGCAGUCUGUUGGUGGAUGGUGAGACUGAAACACAAGUGCGCGUAGGCAUUGAGGACCCCAAGAAUGGGAUAGAGUCAUUGGAGAUUGGAUACACCAUCUCCAGGGAAGACGCUGGGAAGUGGCUGGCAGAUAAGUUGCUGAUCAAGACACAGGCUGAGUAUAUCAACAAAAUUGUGUCAAUUACUUGGUGAGGGUUCAUGGUAAUUUUGUGUAUUUUAGAAGGCGUUGGAUAGUGCUUUGGGUUACAGCGUGGACGUACAAAUUACACAUGCUUUCAGUAUCUCGAGUCUUUACUCAAUACAAAUAAUAAAUUAUCUAAACACCGAGAAUUCCCAAGCGCGUCUUGAAUAAACUCUUGGUGUCCUGUUAAGAGGAACUGGCAUGGUGGCCCGCCCGAUUACCCCAAGGCAUCGCGGUGGUGAGGUGACAGGAGAACGGCACAGUCGUCCCAAAUUGCCUUAGCGCUUAUCUUUACUGUCAGGUAACUUAUCGGGGGUCUAACGCUCAG
Molecule: messenger RNA, 1444 nt
Organism: Fusarium redolens
Lineage: Eukaryota; Fungi; Ascomycota; Sordariomycetes; Hypocreales; Nectriaceae
Exons: 1
Coding region: 399-1127 (242 amino acids)
Source: RefSeq, a predicted model, not a curated record